Molecule: messenger RNA, 2821 nt
Organism: Spea bombifrons (plains spadefoot toad)
Lineage: Eukaryota; Metazoa; Chordata; Amphibia; Anura; Pelobatidae
Gene: PPM1D
Product: protein phosphatase, Mg2+/Mn2+ dependent 1D
Exons: 6
Coding region: 281-2008 (575 amino acids)
Biological process (GO): protein dephosphorylation
Cellular component (GO): cytosol; nucleus
Molecular function (GO): cation binding; protein serine/threonine phosphatase activity; mitogen-activated protein kinase binding
Source: RefSeq, a predicted model, not a curated record
CCGUCCCAGCUGAGCGUUUUACUUGGAUCGUGACGUCACGGCUGCGCAGCGGUGGUGGCGACUACAGGACAGGUCCGGGCACUGUUGAAAAUAAACAAUAAGACGCGCCGGCGGCGGGAACGGGAUCCUUGUGGAGACCCUUUUUAACUCAUUCCUGUACUUGCCUAUCCGAGUAGGCCAAAAGAAGAAGAGGCCGAAGCGCGACUGAACACUGGUUACUUUUAUUUAUUUGACUUAGGCUCGUCUCCCAGGUGGAGGGCAGCUGCAACAAAGGAGGGCAAUGGAGAACGCUUUCACCCUGCGGGUGAGCGUCUCCUCAGACCAAGGGGGCAGGAAGUACAUGGAAGAUGUCACCCAGGUGCUGGUGGAGCCUGAGCCGAGGGAGGACGAGAUUGCCUGGCUGGAAGAGGGAGACCAAGAAGGGGGACCCCGAAGUCCGGCGAACGGUCGGUGUAGCCUGGGAAGGAGCUGCAAGAAUGUCCGGGGAAACUCACCGGCAAGUGGGAAGAGCCCGGCCAGGGGCAAGCAGUCGGUGGCCUUCUUCGCUGUUUACGACGGGCACGGGGGGCGGGAAGCCGCUCAUUUUGCCCGGGAUCACUUGUGGGGCUUUAUCCGAAAGCAGAAGGGCUUCAUGUCCCUAGAUCCGGAGGAAGUGUGUGCCGCCAUCCGCAAGGGCUUCGUGGCUUGUCACCAUGCUAUGUGGAAGAAGCUCCCUGAAUGGCCCAAGACCAUGACUGGCCUCCCCAGCACCUCGGGUACUACAGCCAGCGUUGUAAUCAUCCGUGGCAACAAGAUGUACGUGGCCCAUGUGGGAGACUCUGGUGUGGUCCUUGGGUUCCAGAAUAACCCAAAAGAGGACUUGAAGGCCGUGGAAGUUACGCAAGACCACAAACCGGAACUGCCCAAGGAGAGAGCGAGGAUUGAGGGACUUGGUGGCAGUGUGAUUAACAAAUCCGGUGUAAACCGAGUGGUAUGGAAAAGGCCUCGCUUGACGCACAACGGUCCUGUGCGGAGAAGCACAGUUAUUGACCAAAUUCCCUUCUUGGCAGUGGCUCGUGCUCUUGGUGACCUGUGGAGCUAUGACUUCUAUAGUGGUGAGUUUGUGGUGUCCCCUGAGCCAGAUACAAGCGUGCAUACAAUUGAUCCGCAUAAGCACAAAUUGGUCAUCAUCGGCAGCGACGGACUCUGGAACAUGGUGUCUGCGCAUGAUGCGGUGGCCAUGUGCCAGGAGCAGGAGAAAUCGUGCACCACCGGGGAGUACGGACAACCCUGUGCCAGAAUGCUUGUAAGCCGAGCACUGUCUCAGUGGCGACAGCGCAUACUGCGUGCAGACAACACCAGCGCCAUUGUGAUUAGCAUCUCUCCGCUGUCCGAAAAACAGAAGUGCUGUGCCAACGAGGACGUGUUCUUGAACUUACAAGAGAGCCCGGUCUACAACAGCCACGACACGUAUUUAACAUCUUUGUCGCCGUGCUCCACUCCACCCAUCAAGUUUCUGGAGGAGGAUCCUUGGUGGAGGCUAACGUUCUCGGAACCGCUCCCGUCACUCAUACGAAGGAAUGCUUUUUCUGAGAGCUAUCUCACAUGGGGCAGUGAAUCGGGAAAAUCUAAAGCCGUGGCGACCACUUCUUCCUCGCUGUUAGGGGAUUCUGGGAACUCUGAAGAGAACAGCACCCAGUGUUUCCUAGACUCCCCGUCUGCCUGUCUCUUUCCAGAGAAGUCUGCUGCUUCCACCACUGAUGCAAAAGCAGUAAAAACUCCAAGCACCAGCCAGAAUGAGAAAGUGGCUUCCUUGAAACGGACACUGGAGGAAUCCAACAGUGGACCUGCUAUGAAGAAACCUAGGAGGAACUUACCCAGGAAUGGGGUGGUGCAGGCAGAGAGCCCUACUGUCACCCCAAGACGUAAGAGUGUGGACAGGGUCAUUAUGAGACGCAGCCUCAGAGGGCAGAAGAAGCUUGGACAUCCUUUAUUACAGCCACAUAGAAAAACAAUAUGCGUCUGUUAGGUGCAAAUCUGGUGUUGUGUUACCAAUUUGUGUAAAACUUAGUGUCCGACUGACUUGUGUAAUGGACCGGUUUUAUUUCUCCCUCACUUGGAUGCAGUCUCUAUUUUCAGUUUGGUUUCUUUGAUUUUUCUUUUCAGCGGCACUUUUUACACAGUAAUAUAACUUAUUCUGUUCAGUACAUUUUAUUAACAAAAUCCUACAACUGCUACCAAAUGACAAGAAAUGGGUUGUAAGCUUGUGUUUAUUGGUAUUUAACGUAAGACCAUUUGGGGACCACCAACCUGGUAUUUUAUAUUCACAUGUACAUACGUGGCAUUUGGAGUUGGACUUUUCCACGCCCAUUGUUAGGUUGUAGUAGAAUAGAUUUGCACAGCUAGUUUAUUUUAAUCUAAAAUGCUUAGAAGGCCUGGUGCAGCGUGAACAUAAUUUAGUGUUGUUAGCCUUGCAAGUAAGAUAAAUUACGGUCUGCGACUAACCGUCUCUUAAUUCAGGAUGGAUUUCGUUACCCCAAAUACAGUCAAAUCCGUCUUUGGUCUCACAAUCUUUAUUUGUAAUCUGUCUAGGGAGAGCGGAGGUAGACACUCUGCUUAAAGAAAUCCUAUUGUGUUAUCUACUUUUCCCUAAAUUGAGGGCUAUCCCAAGUUGGAAUCAAAGUAAGAAACGGAAAAUCUAAUUCAUCCUCCAAAACAAAAUCUUAUAUUAAUAUAUAAAACGUAUCACGAUUGAGUAACAACAUUGGAGUUUUGAAUAAAAUAAAGGUUUGAAGGCUAUGUUUUUAAAGCACACCAGUAGUAGUGCUGGAAGUAGUGCCCA